CCUCGUCCGAUCUCAGUUGUUUGCUAAUGGUCGCCAAUUGGAGCCCAAGACGUGAACAAAGAAAGUCGUACUUUUUUUAGGGGUGAAUUUGGUCAGUGUGAGUGUAGGUGGUAUCAACACAGAUGGAUGAGGAACGAGAUAAGCCUUCAAGGAAGGAGUGGCCUGAUACUAACCAUCCUCCGCUGUUUCACAUGAGUACCAGCACCGGUAGCAGCAGUGACUGUGCAAGUAGCCAACCCAGUGGUUGCACCACGCCUACCACCACACCCACACCGACCAAACCCAAGGUGGAAUACAUCUGCCGCUGGGAAUCCUGCGGGGAGGAGGCAGAGACCAGCGCCGACCUGGCCGAUCACGUCCGGUCUGAGCAUGCACAGAAGCAGAUCAAGAAAGGCGGGAAGAAGUUUGUAUGCUUGUGGGACGGCUGCAAGGUCUACAACACGCCGUCCAUGUCGGCGACCUGGCUCCCUAAGCACGUGUUGACCCACUGCGGGGAUAAGCCGUUCCGCUGUGUCUUCGCGGGGUGUAACCAGAGUUAUAGGACAGAGAAAGGCUUGAUGAGACACUGUCAGUCACAUCUCAAUGCCGAGAAGCAGAACUCGCAACAGAAGACUCCAAAGAGCAAAGAUGAGAGUCCAGGAAAAGCCCUCAAGAAGAAAAGGAUGAGGAUCAGGAGAAGGUUGUCCAUGGUGAAGACAGAUGAUUUCUUUGAUACACGCAUGGCCGAGGCAGUACGUCAUCGACUUGUAGAACUCAAUAUGAAAACAAAGAUAGACACAGAAGGCAGUGGAAGUUCUAUCAUCUUUAAAAGCUCUGUUGUUUGUAGGAGAACAGAUGAAAAUGGAGAUUCCAUGGUCCUCCUUCGUUGGUCACCAACUGAUGUUAUCCCGGACUCGUGGGUUAAAGAGUCGGAUCAAAAGGAACACAAGGAGUGCUCCAUCCCGAUGAGUAGCCUGUCCCACGAGUCCCUCCAGACUAUAGGAUUUGGAAUACUUACACCAAGGAAACGAAGGAAACAGAGGAGAAAAUGAUGAUUGUGAUCAGGAAUCAUGGACUGUGUCCCCCCAUGUGAGAAUUAGGAUUGAGAGUAGAUUCCACAAUUUCUGGAACUAAUACCUUGGUCACAUUUGUUCUACGGCGGCCAUACGGCGAGUCGAGAACAGCCGUUUUAACAUUUUUUGUC
Messenger RNA from Lytechinus variegatus (green sea urchin), 1183 nucleotides. Its product is annotated as zinc finger protein AEBP2-like. The record is from RefSeq and is a predicted model, not a curated record. Gene Ontology annotation, biological process: regulation of transcription by RNA polymerase II. NCBI's taxonomy places the organism in Eukaryota, Metazoa, Echinodermata, Echinoidea, Temnopleuroida, Toxopneustidae. Gene Ontology annotation, cellular component: ESC/E(Z) complex. The transcript is spliced from 6 exons. Bases 123 to 1031 code for a protein of 302 amino acids.